AUGGAUUCUCUUGAUAUGAAAAUGCCAGGAUUUAUGGUCUACUGUGUAGUAGUAGCCUGUCUUGGCUCCUUCAGUAAUGGCUGGGUCAUUGGUUCCGCCAAUGUGCCUGGUGAAGUGACUCAUGCUUGCGAAAACGGCGCUGCACAUAUUGCUAGUGCUGCGUUUCCAGAUUGUCUACCUAUGAAUACAGGUCUCUGGGGCUUUGCUGUUGCCUCUUUCUGUGUGGGUGGUCUCUUUGGUGGUCUCUUUGGUGGCCAAAUCCAAACAAAAUUCGGUCGUAAAAAGACCAUCAUUUUCAACAAUAUGGGCUGGAUUGUUGGGGCCUUGUUGAUCGGUGUCGCUGUCAAUCCUGCCAUGUUCAUAGUUGGUCGUAUUCUUUGUGGUCUUUCUUGUGGCCUUGGUUCACUUUCCACGCCUACCUACGUUGGUGAGAUCUCCACUAUCAAAGCUCGUGGUACCAUGGGUACCUGUAACCAAUUUGCCAUUGUUAUUGGUAUCCUACUUGCUUCGGUCAUUGGUCUUCCUCUUGCCUACGUCCCUCUUUGGAGAAUCAAUUAUGCUAUCGUCGCCAUUCCUGCUAUUGCUCAAUUUUUCUUGAUGGCUGGAUGUCCUGAGUCUCCUCGUUAUCUCAUUUCCAUCAACCGUAUUGAAGAAGCUAGAGAAGCUCUUCAAAGGCUGCGUCCCAAUGCCAACAUUGAUAAAGAGUUCUUUAGUAUGGUAGAAGGCCAGUUGGGUCUAGCCGCUGCUGAAUCUUUGACCGGCACCGAUAUCAAGCCUGGAUUUGAUGAGACUGACUUGAAGGAUAACUACAACGAGGAACACAUUGAAGAUGGCAUUGAGCUUACAAAAACACCUACCUCCAUAACAGAAGGUCCUGGUGGUGCCGCUGGUGUCCAUGAUACGUUGGGCAUGGUGGGUAUCUUUAAGGAUCCUCUUAUCUGUCGUAUUGCUCUCACUGUCAUCACGCUCCACAUCACUCAACAAUUGAUUGGUAUGAACGCUGUAAUGUAUUACUCUACUACCAUCUUCAACAUGUCGUUUGAUGCCGAGAUGUCCAUGUACAUGGCUAUUGUCACUACUGCUGUCAACUUUGCUUCUACCAUCUUGUCCUUGAUCUUGAUUGACCGUAUGGGCCGUCGUCCUUUGCUCUUGAUUGCGGAAACCGGCGCUUGUAUCUUUUCUGUGCUCUUGAUUAUCGGCUAUGUGUACAAUAUUGGCGCUCUUUUGAUUGUAUCUGUCUUUGGUUAUGUCGUUUCCUUUGCUAUUGGUGUUGGACCCAUUCCUUGGAUGAUGACCUCUGAAUUGACACCUGUCUAUGCUUCAUCUGCUGUCGGUUCUGUCGCUACUGCUGUCAAUUGGGCCAUGAAUUUCUUGAUCGGCCAAUGUUUCCCUCUUAUCUUUGCUGGUAUCAAGGGCUACUCAUUUGCCAUUUUUGCCGGUGUCGCCGCUGCUGCUGUUGCCUUUACUUACUAUUGUGUUCCAGAAACCAAGGGUCGUUCAGUUGAAGACAUUGUCAUGGACUUUGAAGUCAAGAAGGCUGCCUAA
Molecule: messenger RNA, 1545 nt
Organism: Mucor velutinosus
Lineage: Eukaryota; Fungi; Mucoromycota; Mucoromycetes; Mucorales; Mucoraceae
Exons: 1
Coding region: 1-1545 (514 amino acids)
Biological process (GO): monosaccharide transmembrane transport
Cellular component (GO): membrane
Molecular function (GO): hexose transmembrane transporter activity
Source: RefSeq, a predicted model, not a curated record